AUGGCUGAGAUGGCGUAUAGAUAUCGUGGACUCCGCAUCGGCACCAGCCGCUCCCGCCCUGCUUGGUCGGACGCGUGGAGUGUCAAGGCGCAACCAGCGCACAGUCAUGGCCAUGGGUCCAACGCAUCAUCCAGUGCAGUAGCAGGUCGCUAUCAGGCGUACAAAACGGGAACGCAGAACAUUGCCGACUGGCUUGUCGCCGCUGCAAGCCGUUGUUGCGAUCUCACCACCAUUAUUGCAUCCCGCGAGAGCAGCACAUCUAAGGCUGCGAAGAAGACGCAAGGAGGCCUUGUAGACGUGGCCCUGUGUAGUCAAGAUCUUGUCGGGCUGGCUGAGGCCAUUGCUGACAGCGCCGACCAAGUCAGGAUUCCGCUACGCGUCCUGACCAACCUGAACACUGUCAUCGGAGCACGACAGGAGUUCGCCAACUGGCACUCUUCACGAAAAGAUGCCAGCGAGUUCAGGAAGGAGAACGAUGGCCAUGUUUACUUCAUCAAGGUACUCCAGCGCGUUCACGACAUCUUGAAGGGGGCGCGUAGCAAGCCGCCGGCUGGCGCAGCAGCUUCAGACGUCCUUAGCGACCUUCUCGCAUCCCUACAUGUCGAGGAGCCAGAUGCAUCUCCGUUCAGUACGAACUCCUUGAAAUCCUUCCACCUGAACGCUGCUUCGUUAAAGCUAGACGAGCAGCAAGAAACCAGCGCGUUUGAGCUGUGGUGCUUCCUGCAAGACCUCAACGACGUGCGUCAGGAUGUUCGGGCGAGAUCAGCUUCCUCAUCGCCAGUGCCAUCACCGACACGGCUUUUGGUCUACUCAGAUGUGCAGAUGCAGAGUUCUCAGCGACCAGCUCUCUUGAACAUGUCCUGGCUGCCGCCCACCUCUACAGAUGUCUUCGCGCAAUGGGUGUCAUGA
Saxophila tyrrhenica is the source of this 909-nucleotide messenger RNA. RefSeq lists its product as uncharacterized. NCBI's taxonomy places the organism in Eukaryota, Fungi, Ascomycota, Dothideomycetes, Mycosphaerellales, Extremaceae. The transcript has 4 exons. The record is from RefSeq and is a predicted model, not a curated record. Bases 1 to 909 code for a protein of 302 amino acids.